Messenger RNA from Macrosiphum euphorbiae (potato aphid), 402 nucleotides. The record is from the annotation of a GenBank genome assembly. NCBI's taxonomy places the organism in Eukaryota, Metazoa, Arthropoda, Insecta, Hemiptera, Aphididae.
AUGUACGGUCGCAUGAGAAGACUCCGCUCCGCGAACUGGGGCAUGGGCCAACAUGCGGCCAGGACAAUCUACAGGGGAGUCUUCUUACCUCGUGUCACUUACGCAGCUGAAAUUUGGUCUUCAGGUACUAGACUGGAAAAAAGCAAAAAGAAACUACUAAGCGCCCAGAGAGCUCCCCUCCUGGCGAUGACCGGUGCCUACAACACCGUGUCUACAAACUGCCUUCCAACAGUAGCAGGUACUAUGCCAUUAGACCUUGAAAUAAGAAUGCACGUCCUAACACAGAAGAAGCGUAAACAGGAGAUUACAAACGCCGCAUUCGACGGAAGUGUAGAUGAUCUCUUUAACGAAUGGCAACUCAGAUACGACACCCUGCCCAAGGGUAACUGGUCCAAAAAAUGA